This is a messenger RNA of Dichotomopilus funicola, 1683 nucleotides long. RefSeq names its product major facilitator superfamily domain-containing protein. The transcript has a single exon. Gene Ontology annotation, molecular function: transmembrane transporter activity. The record is from RefSeq and is a predicted model, not a curated record. Gene Ontology annotation, biological process: transmembrane transport. NCBI's taxonomy places the organism in Eukaryota, Fungi, Ascomycota, Sordariomycetes, Sordariales, Chaetomiaceae. The coding region runs from base 1 to 1683 and encodes 560 amino acids. Gene Ontology annotation, cellular component: plasma membrane.
AUGAGCUCUCCAACAGAAGAGAUAGCUCAAAAAGCGGAAGAUGAUAUAUCGGCUGAACCUGAGAAACACUCUGCUGUAUCCUCAGCCGUUGACGAUGGCCCAUCUACGGCGCCCCCUGGGUCUAUACGACCCGGACCACCAGCUAGCGAGGCGGCUGCUGACCCGGAAUCGCUUCAACGGACAUCCAGCGGUCCAGCCUAUAGCACCUUUCCCAAGGCCACAAAGCGAUGGGUUAUUGGCAUGGCCGCCUUCGCCAGCUUCGUCUCGCCCAUGACCGCCAACAUCUACUUCCCCGCCCUCACACCCAUCGCCCACGACCUCGGUGUGACCGUCAACCUCAUCAACCUGACCCUGACAACCUACAUGAUCUUCCAAGCCAUAGCCCCGACCAUCGUGGGUGACUUUGGGGACAUGGCCGGCAGACGGCCUGCCUUUAUCUUGUCCUUUUUGGUCUACAUCUUCGCCAAUCUCGGCCUGGCCCUGCAGAAGAACUACGCGGCGUUGCUCGUCCUGCGGAUGCUCCAGAGCGCGGGCAGCAGUGGGACACUGUCGCUGAGCUAUGCCGUGGUGGCCGAUGUCGCCGUGAGUGCCGAACGGGGCAAAUACAUGGGCAUCGUUGGGGCGGGUAUCAAUGUUGGGCCAGCUCUGAGCCCAGUACUCGGCGGUAUCUUGGGCCAGUAUCUCGGCUGGAGGGCCAUCUUCUGGUUCUGUCUGAUCUAUACGGCCGUGUGGCUCAUCCCCUACAGUCUGGCCGUUCCGGAGACGUGUCGGAAAGUGGUGGGCAACGGAUCGAUCCCCGCGCGCGGCUGGAACAUGACUUUCGUCGACCUGCUCCUGUAUCGCCGACGCCGAGCACAGCGGGCCAACACCUGUUCAGAUCCCGCCACCACCACACCACCCAAACGUCAACUGCGCUUCCCCAACCCCAUCCACACCCUCAAGGUCGUCUUUGAGAAGCAGCUCGCCCUCCUCCUUUUCUACAACACCAUGAUCUACCUCGUCUUCAUCCUCAUCGCCGCGACCCUCUCAACUCAAGUAUCCGACAUCUACCACCUCACCGACCUACAAAUCGGGCUCUGCUACCUACCCUACGGCCUCGGGUGUUGUGCUGCUGCCCUCAGCCAGGGGUUCAUCCUCGACACCAACUACCGCCGCAUCGCGCGCAACAUCGGCUUCACCAUCGACUACAAGCGGGGCGACGACCUGCGGAAUUUCCCCAUCGAGCGUGCCCGGAUCAUGCCCAUCUACCCGCUGCUGUCGGUCGGCGUCGCUUCAGUCAUCGCCUACGGCUGGGUCCUGCAGGCCGAGACCAACCUGGCGGGCCCGUUGGUGUUGUUAUUUGUUGUCGGUCUCUGUGUCACGGGGUCCUUCUCUAUUCUUAACACGCUGCUUGUCGAUCUGUACCCGGAAGCCCCCGCGACGGCGGUGGCCGCGAAUAACCUCGUACGCUGUCUCUUUGGCGCCGUGUGUACCGCGUUCAUUGAGUAUAUGCUCAAGGCGCUGGGCCGGGGGUGGACGUACACGUUCUGGGCCUUGAUCCUGGUCGUCUUUUCGCCUGUUCUGUAUCUGCAGACUAUUUGGGGGCCUGCGUGGCGGGAAGAAAGGCGAGUGAAGAAGCUAGAAGAAAAAGAAAAGGAGGAGGCCGCCGCCGCCGCUGCUGCUGCUGGCGCGGUUGCGAUAUGA